Molecule: messenger RNA, 2148 nt
Organism: Zasmidium cellare ATCC 36951
Lineage: Eukaryota; Fungi; Ascomycota; Dothideomycetes; Mycosphaerellales; Mycosphaerellaceae
Exons: 3
Coding region: 1-2148 (715 amino acids)
Biological process (GO): transmembrane transport; intracellular iron ion homeostasis
Cellular component (GO): mitochondrial inner membrane
Molecular function (GO): ATP hydrolysis activity; ABC-type transporter activity; ATP binding
Source: RefSeq, a predicted model, not a curated record
AUGUUAGCGAGCAGAACCUGCCUGAGGGCAGCAGUUCGACCAUGCUUGCUACAACAUCGUGCGCCAACUUCAAGGCCUGGACUUGCGAUUCAGAUUCAGUCAUCAUGGCAUACGAGCCGUAUCUUUGCAACGACCCCUCGACACAGAAAGGAUGAUGCGAGGGCAAGGACUGUCCAGAAGCAAGAGGAGGAGACGAAGCAGCCGGCUGAAGAGAAAGUCGGGCCUGAGACUGUGGUCAAGAACAAGGAUGCUGCGAAGCCACAGACGAAGAAUGAUCCGUUGCUUGCUGAGCAGACGGUCUCGAACAAGGAGCAGAGGAAAGCGGACUGGGCCAUUAUCAAGGACAUGUCCCACUAUCUGUGGCCCAAGAACGACUUCAAUACCAAAUUUCGCGUCGGGCUGAGUGUCGGUUUGCUCAUAGGCGCAAAGGUCCUCAAUGUACAAGUACCCUUCUACUUCAAAAGCAUUGUCGAUUCGAUGAACAUAGAUUUCGCAGUCGUUGGCGGGACGGCAGCCAGUGUAGCUGGCGCUGCCAUAUUCGCAUACGGAGCCACGAGGAUAGGCUCGGCCGUGUUCCAAGAGUUUCGAAACGCCAUCUUCGCCAGCGUGUCACAGAGCGCUAUUCGCAAAGUUGCUGGCAACGUCUUCCAUCACCUUCUCAAACUGGAUCUUAACUUCCACCUCUCUCGGCAGACAGGUGGUCUCACACGAGCUAUCGACAGAGGUACCAAAGGCAUCAGCUUCCUACUGACAAGCAUGGUCUUCCACAUCAUUCCCACAGCCCUGGAGAUCAACUUGGUCUGCGGUAUUUUGACUUACCAAUUUGGCUGGAAGUUCGCAGUAUUGACUGUCGGUACCAUGGCGGCGUACUCCUGGUUCACCAUUGCAACGACAGCUUGGAGGACGAAGUUCCGAAAGCAAGCUAACGCAGCCGACAACAAAGGCGCGACAGUGGCAGUGGACAGUCUGAUCAACUACGAAGCCGUCAAGUACUUCAACAACGAAGCUUACGAGGCGAAACGAUACGAUGGUGCUCUGAAAAACUACGAAGAUGCCAGUAUCAAAGUCGCCACAUCACUGGCAUAUUUGAACACCGGCCAGAAUCUGAUCUUCUCCAGCGCGCUGACAGCCAUGAUGUACAUGGGAGCCCAGGGUGUUGCUUCAGGAGAGUUGACAGUUGGCGACUUGGUCAUGAUCAAUCAGCUGGUCUUCCAACUGUCUGUCCCACUCAACUUCCUCGGUAGCGUGUAUCGCGAGUUGAGACAGAGUCUGCUGGAUAUGGAGACAUUGUUCAACCUGCAAAAGGUCAACGUCCAGAUCAAGGAGCCACCGAACGCCAAAGAUCUCAUCCUGAACAAGGGCGGUGAAAUCAAAUUCGAGAACGUGAGCUUUGGCUACCGGCCUGAUCGGCCGAUUCUCCAAAACCUCAACCUCACCAUCCCAGCCGGCAAGAAGGUCGCCAUAGUCGGGCCAAGUGGAUGUGGCAAAUCAACGAUCCUCCGACUCCUCUUCAGGUUUUACGAUGUCGAGAGCGGACGCAUCACCAUCGAUGGUCAGGACAUCCGUGAAAUCAGUCUCGAAUCCCUCCGCAAGAGCAUCGGCGUAGUGCCACAAGACACACCCCUAUUCAACGACACCAUCGAACACAACAUCCGCUACGGCAUGAUCGACUCCUCCCAAAACCAAGUCAUCGCCGCAGCCAAACGCGCGCGAAUCCACGAAAUCAUCGAGGGCCUGCCCGACGGCUACAAGACCAUGGUCGGCGAGCGCGGCAUGAUGAUCUCUGGGGGUGAGAAGCAGCGCCUUGCUGUCUCCCGUCUCAUCCUGAAAGACCCGCCUCUUCUUUUCUUUGACGAGGCGACGAGUGCGUUGGAUACUCAUACUGAGCAGACACUCUUACAUAACAUCAACAGUAUAUUGAAAGAGAAGGCCCGCACGAGCGUAUUCAUCGCGCAUCGAUUGAGGACGAUCUAUGAUUCGGAUCUGAUCAUUGUGCUCAAGGAUGGGCAUGUGGCUGAGCAGGGGACGCAUGAGAAGUUGAUUGACAGUGAUGGAAUCUAUACUGAGCUUUGGAGUGCGCAGGAGAUGGCUUUUGUUGAAGGGGAGCAGGUGAAGCCUGAGGAGGAGGGAAGUGAGAAGAAGGCAUGA